This is a messenger RNA of Thamnophis sirtalis, 1391 nucleotides long. The record is from RefSeq and is a predicted model, not a curated record. NCBI's taxonomy places the organism in Eukaryota, Metazoa, Chordata, Lepidosauria, Squamata, Natricidae.
CCGCAGCGCAUGGACAAGGCGCCACGGACUUAAAAAGGGGGUGCGACGUUUGAGUGCGGCAAAUUUUGGAGGCUUCCCAAAUUGAAGAGGCUGUCGAUCGGUGCGUGUUCGGGAUGGCCGGAUCGUGGGACUCGGAUACGAAACUGGAGGCCAAGAUGGUCUGGAACCCGUAUGAGACCACGCCGCGCUCGGUGCAGGCGCUGGAGCUGAAGCUGGGCUCCCUGGUUCUACUCCUGUUGGUGACCCUGCUGUGUGCGUUCAUCCCGCUUUGGCUGUUCCGGAGGCCGGGGUCUGCCCUCAACAGUGGAAGCUUUGCCCCUCAACGGAAAACCCUCAGCCUGGUGAGUUGUUUUGCCGGCGGCAUUUUCCUGGGGACCUGUCUUCUCGACCUGCUUCCUAGUUAUCUAGCCAGCAUUAACGAAGCCUUGGACGAUUUGCAAGUCACGCUCCGUUUCCCUUUGCAAGAAUUCAUCAUGGCGAUGGGCUUCUUCAUCGUUCUGGUGUUGGAACAGAUCGUGCUGGCUUAUAAGGAUCCGUCGGGAUCUCUGGAAGAGACUGAAGCUCUCUUGAACUCCGCUUCCCAUCAGCAUCCGUCCCUGCAGCAGGACCAGAGUUGGCCGGAGGGAUCUCAGCGGCCCCUGGCUCGCGACCGCCUGGCCGGCGAGCGCACCCACGUCCACGUGGACUUCAACGCCCACUCGGCCAUCCGCUUGGUGGUGCUUUUCCUGGCGCUCUCGCUCCACUCCGUCUUCGAAGGGCUGGCCGUGGGGCUGCAGGAGGACGGCGCCCAAGCGUUGGAGAUCUGCCUGGGGCUCCUGAUCCACAAAGGCGCCAUCGCCUUCAGCCUGAGUCUCAAGCUCUUGCAAGGGCGGCUGCGUCCCCGGGCCGUGGCGAUCUGCCUGGUUAUCUUCUCGGCCAUGACCCCGUUUGGCAUCGGGCUGGGGGUGUCUCUGACUGAAGUCCCCAUGGCGGCUCUGUCCCGCCUCUCCCGCAGCGUCCUGGAAGGCUUAGCCACGGGAACCUUCAUCUACGUCACCUUCCUGGAGAUUCUGCCUCACGAACUCGCCUCUUCGGAGCAGCGUAUCCUGAAGGUCAUCGUUCUCCUGCUCGGAUUCGCCCUGGUCACCAGCAUUUUGUUCGUGAAGAUCUGAGCCGGGGCGGCAGGCGCGGGGCAGGUGGAGAAAAACCAGCCAGCUCCCGGACACAACUCUGUGGGAAGCGUCCUACCGAUUCCUCCUUACGGGAGUUUCCCGAAUAUUUUUCCUCGGUUCCCCCAUUUUCCGUUUGCCAAAAACUUUGGCUCCCAUCGUUCUUGCCUUCUCCCUCUUAACGGGGGCUACCAAACCCCCCACCUCUUGAAAAACUGAACUCCGUUGAUAGCCAAGCCACCC